Molecule: messenger RNA, 348 nt
Organism: Cetraspora pellucida
Lineage: Eukaryota; Fungi; Glomeromycota; Glomeromycetes; Diversisporales; Gigasporaceae
Source: the annotation of a GenBank genome assembly
AUGGUUAGAGUACAUAUAAAAUCUGAUGCACCUUUGUUUUCAGCUGAAGAUUAUUUAUAUAUAAUGCAAUGUUGUAAUAUAAAGCCAAGAUACAAAAUGUUAAAGGAAUUAUUAAAUAAAUAUAAAACAUCGUCAAAAUGGAUUUAUCAGAUCUGGAGAGAAGAAGAAGAUAAUAGGGUCACUUGGGAUCAACCUAUAUCUCAAUUAUAUGAAAUAAAUAAUAUAUCUAGCCAUGAAGUACCAGGCUUUAGCAAUAAUUCAUCUAAUAUAAAUAGCUGUAAAGCUAGCCUCUCGACUAAUGUGAACCACUCUGAAGUUUUAUUAGAUAAAUUAGCAGAGAUGGGAUGA